AAUCUAGAUAAGUCAACCCACUGAAGUAUAUUUAGAUUAUUCUUUCUUUCUUCACACAUGGCAACCCCUAUCCCAUUGGCUAGUUGCCUACCAUACCUACACGGGACACAGGAUAUACAGGAAGUGUACGAAUUCUAAUUUACGUUUUUUUCGUCCUGCGCAAUGUGCAUUGGGACUUUUGCUUGGAGAUCAAAUCCUUCUCAAGCCGUGGUUACGAUCAAGUUAUCAACCCCCGUUGGCGCAUUCCCCUCGAUGUUACCUUGAUGAGCUAAGCCUCAAGUUUGGGAAGGUAGCAUUCAACACAAUCCGUUCAAGUAGAACUUGGAAAAGCUAGAAAAUCCAUUGAAAAACUCGGCCUAAGACAAAAUCAACCAGCUGAAACAAAAUGGAAUGUUUGUGUAUGCAGGAUUACCCCGCGAGUGAAUACCAUGCCAAAAAAGAUAUUCGCCAAGAGACGACACAAUUCAUUGCUCGCUUUAAAGUGUUAACCCAAUCAAUGAACAGGCCAGUAGCAUUAAAGGUUUCGUCAACCAUUCGGCAUUAUCACGACCCAAUUAAAUUGUCAAUCCUUCUACAUGAAAUCUAUUACACAGCAUCUCUUACGGUCGCACAAUUCCAUUGUAAAACGGCCCUUCAUAAUCUCGUUCAUAUCAAAACGGCACAGUCGCACUUAUCCCUCCGCCUUACGAUCAAUCCUGCAAGGCUAUUUUGA
This is a messenger RNA of Botrytis byssoidea, 712 nucleotides long. RefSeq lists its product as uncharacterized. The transcript has 2 exons. The record is from RefSeq and is a predicted model, not a curated record. NCBI's taxonomy places the organism in Eukaryota, Fungi, Ascomycota, Leotiomycetes, Helotiales, Sclerotiniaceae. The coding region runs from base 386 to 712 and encodes 108 amino acids.